AUGGCCUCAAAUACGUUCUCACCAAGGUUCACGGCAUGCAAAAACGGUGUAGAAUGUAGCGGAGAAGAGAUAUGUGCUCUUGAUCAGAAUACCGCUUUAUAUGAGUGUCAACCGAAGAUGUCUGUUCCAAAUGAGACGUGGGUAAUAAUGGAUGAUUCAUCUAUGCCUCAAUGGUAUCCACCUACGAAUCGAAAAACCUUCGACCAACCGUGUCAACAUCCUCCUCUGUCACAAAGCAUAGACGAAUAUUAUGGAAAUUGUCGGAAUGGUUUAUUUUGUGAUAAAUAUUUAAAUAUCUGCAUGAAACAAUUGGAUACGAGCGAAAAAUGUGAAACGAAUAAUCAAUGCGUCUCCCAAAAAUGUAAUGGGGUUUGCACCUCCAUUUACUUCAAUAGUCAUAAGCCGAUGGCGAUUGUUAUAGCUAUGUUUGCGUUGUUUGUGGUGGCGGGAAUUGUUCUUUUCUUUGUCAUCAAUAUCAAGAGAAAAAGACGGAAAGAGGAAAGGAUGACAAGUGACGGGCAUGACAGAAGUAAUGCCACUCAACGGUUAAGCAGCGGAAGUACUUCACACAAAACGACCUCAGUCGUCACUAUCGAUGGUGAAAAUAUGAUAUAUGGCCCAUACUUUGGCGAACAAAACGUCAUCAAUCUCAACCAAGAACGUAUGGGUUUAAUAUUUAGCGAACGAACAUCAACUAUGUCGAACCAGGAAUUACACUCCUCCAAUGUCUCAUCAAUAAUAGAGAGUUCGGCCCAGAAACAGGAGAAUAAAUCAGAUGUGAAAAUAGAAAAUAAUUCAUCUGAUAAUAGGGAUUCGAAUGAUCAAUCAAUGUUAUUUAAGGAUGCGUUUGAUGAAUUUCCGCCUCCCCCAUAUAGACGAAGCGAAAAAGCCAGAGAAGUAGUGAAAUGA
Messenger RNA from Acaulospora morrowiae, 909 nucleotides. Lineage: Eukaryota; Fungi; Glomeromycota; Glomeromycetes; Diversisporales; Acaulosporaceae. The record is from the annotation of a GenBank genome assembly.